UUGCCUUCGUAACUUGGACUCUCUCUAAAGUUCGAACAAAACAAACAAAAGCUAACCCUCUCUCUCUCCCUCCUCCACAAAAACCGUCACAAUCUUUCUCUCUGCAAAACCAAAACGCAGGAAACAAAACAAAACACAACACAAACGACUAACCAACAGCAAAACACUAUUCUCAAAACGACAACUCCCCACACCACAACGCAAUCACCGUCGCCACUGCUUCCUCUUCCCUCUUUCCCUGAAGCUCGAAAACUGAACCGUGAUGGCGAGCAACGGCACCAAUACGACGUCGUCUAGGUUUUCGUUUCUCAACCGCUCCCUGACGACGGUUAGCAAGGAAAAGCCGCCGCAAAAGCCGCCGCAGCUGGACCGUUCGCUCACGAAGUUCGUGGCAUCCGCGCGCGGCGGCGUCGUGAAGAGGCUAUGCAAUUUCUUCGAAUCGCCGAAGCCUUCGUCCUCGGAGUCUCCCAAACUCAGAGGCUCGAAAUCGAUCGAAAACUCCGAUUCUCCGACGAAACCGCUCGAUCCGGCGGCGAAAUCGGUGGAUUCCGCGUCGGUGAUUCGGCUGCCAGGCACGGAGGAUCGGAUCGUGUUGUAUUUCACGAGUCUGCGAGGGAUUCGGAGGACCUACGAGGAUUGCUACGCGGUUCGGAACAUAUUUCGGGGAUUUAGGGUUUGGGUGGACGAGCGCGACAUUUCGAUGGACGCGAAUUACCGGAAGGAGUUGAUGAGCGUGUUGGGGGAGAACAACAAGAGGAAGGGACACGUGGCGCUCCCUCAGGUGUUCAUAAGAGGGAGACACGUGGGCGGCGCUGACGUCAUCCGGUACAUGUUCGAGGUUGGGGAGUUGGCGAAGGUUCUGGAAGGCUUGCCGCGGACCAAGGGAGGGUUCGUGUGCGAGAGUUGCGGGGAUGUGAGGUUCGCCCCGUGUGGGAAUUGCAGUGGGAGUAGGAAGGUGUUUGAUGAGGAUGAAGGGGUGUUGAAGAGGUGUUUGGAGUGUAACGAGAAUGGCUUGAUUCGGUGUCCUAAUUGUUGCUCUUCUUGAAGUUUUCAAGGAGGAAAAAUAUAAUGAAAAUCCUUGGUGUGCAGUUGUUGUUUGCAUAAAACUUAUAUCUAGUUCUUUGGGUGUUCGCCGUGUUGUUGUCUAAUCUGAAUUGGAGUUUUACCUUCUGGCAUUGAGAUUGUUGGUGUAAACUCCAGGAUUUGGUGUUUUCAGUUAUAUGGUCAGAAUUGAAGAUUCAUGUGUGUCAUGAAGGUUUGUAUUGGAGAAGAUUAGUGUGGGUUGUCAAAGUGAAACUCUAAUUGUGAUCGGAGAAUGAUACUAAAAGCAUGUAGUAGGCACUUUUUUAGGUGUGGGGGUGUGUGUGGUUUGAAGAAGGUGGGGGUGUUUGGAUGGAGUGGGUUUGGUUAAGGUUAUGUGGUGAUUCAAAGCACUCUUUGAAUUUUUUUUAUGGGUGUUUUGUUUAUGUGUUAUGAGCUGAUGGUUUCUUUGUUCGGCUCCUACUUGAACUGCAUUUUGUUCAAGAGUGUGAUCAUACAUAAAAAAUAAAAAAUACCAGAUGGGUUUGAGUAAGAUGAUGGUUGUAGUUCAUUCACAGUACUGAGGAGUGUUUCUCCGCAAGGCAAUGUAAAUAUUCAGUGUUCUUAUCAAAUGGAUUUGCAAAUAUUGACCAUUAAGGUUUAUAUUGAGAGUUUGUGAAAUAUUUGAGUAUGAUUUAUGUGUU
This is a messenger RNA of Cajanus cajan (pigeon pea), 1724 nucleotides long. The record is from RefSeq and is a predicted model, not a curated record. NCBI's taxonomy places the organism in Eukaryota, Viridiplantae, Streptophyta, Magnoliopsida, Fabales, Fabaceae.